AUGGCCAUCGAGGUCGCCGACGGUACCACCCAUCCAAUACCAUCUACCACUCAUCCACCAUCAUCUACCACCCAUCCACCACCAUCUACCAUCAUCUACCACUCAUCCACCACCCAUCUACCACCAUCCACCACCAUCUACCAUCCAUCCACCAACAUCUUCUCAUCCACCAGCAUCUACCACCCAUUCACCACCAUCUACCACUUAUCCACCAUCAUCUACCACCCAUCCACCACCAUCUACUCAUCCACCAUCAUCUACCACCAUCCACCACCAUCUACUCAUCCACCAUCAUCAACACUCAUCCACCACCCAUCUACCACCAUCCACCACCAUCUACCACUCAUCCACCAUCAUCUACCAACCAUUCAACACCAUCUACCACUUAUCCACCAACAUCUACCACCCAUCCACCACCAUCUACCACCCAUCCACCACCCAUCUACCACCAUCCACCAAUUUAUCACUCAUCCACCACCCAUCCAUCACCAUCUACCACUCAUCCACAACCAUAUACUCAUCCACCAUCAUCUACCACCCAUUCACCACCAUCUAUCACUUAUCCACCAACAUCUACCACCCAUCAACCACCAUAUACUCAUCCACCAUCAUCUACCACCCAUUCACCACCAUCUACCACCCAUCCACCACCCAUCUACCACCAUCCACCAAUUUAUCACUCAUCCACCACCCAUCCAUCACCAUCUACCACUCAUCCACAACCAUAAUUCAUCCACCAUCAUCUACCACCCAUUCACCACCAUCUAUCACUUAUCCACCAACAUCUACCACCCAUCAACCACCAUAUACUCAUCCACCACCAUAUACUCAUCCACCACCAUCCACCACUCAUCCAUCACCAUCUACCACUCAUCCACCACCAUAUACUCAUCCACCAUCUUCUACCACCCAUUCACUACCAUCUACCACCCAUUCACUACAAUAUACCACUUAUCCACCAACAUCUACCACACAUCCACCACCAUCUCCUAG
Strongylocentrotus purpuratus (purple sea urchin) is the source of this 993-nucleotide messenger RNA. Its product is annotated as extensin-3-like. The transcript is spliced from 2 exons. Bases 1 to 993 code for a protein of 330 amino acids. NCBI's taxonomy places the organism in Eukaryota, Metazoa, Echinodermata, Echinoidea, Camarodonta, Strongylocentrotidae. The record is from RefSeq and is a predicted model, not a curated record.